Molecule: messenger RNA, 4596 nt
Organism: Rotaria socialis
Lineage: Eukaryota; Metazoa; Rotifera; Eurotatoria; Philodinida; Philodinidae
Source: the annotation of a GenBank genome assembly
AUGAAAGCAGAAGAAAUUCAAGAAAUGUUUCAAUGUCGUGAAGAAAACAUUAAACCAAUUCGAAUUAUUGAUAGUUAUGCUUAUAACAAUGCUACUACAACCACACCAAUUAUUAAUCGACCAGAAGUUUUAUACGGGCCUGAGCGCAUAAUACCAUGUGCUGAAAAUCCAACAUGGCAUAUAGAACCUUAUUUAGAAGAGAAAUCUCAUCCGUGGUUAUACCCACAAGGAAAAGGAGGUGAAGCUGAUCCAGAGCGACCUUUGGAUAUAAAUCUACGAGAUUAUUAUAAGCAACGCUUAAAAUCCUCUGACAAUCGCUGGCAGAAGGAUCCGGCAUGGAGUUUUAGAGCACUUAAUUUAUUACAAAGGGAAGAUUUGCGUAAAUCAGUGAAUUAUCAUGCACGAAAAAAAUAUCAAGAUGGGAAAAUGUGUUAUUUAAUUUAUCAAGAUGUAGGUACGGCUAUUCGUGGUUCUUCAGUAUUUUGGGAUAAAUCAAGACGUCAUCUUAGAUCUAUGUAUGCUACAUUAGGUAAACCUUUUAUUUUUCUUUCAAUAAAUCUCCAAGAUGACGUGGAAUUUUUAACCAACAUUAAUACUGAUAAAUUUGGUUCAAUUAAUUGUCCUAAUUGGGAAGCAACCGAUUCUUUAAACGAUGAUGAAUAUCUCAUCUGCUUUGAAGAAUAUAUUAAAGACAAGCAUCAUCCAUUCCUAAUUGAUUAUGUUGUUUUUAAUUAUUUUUUAAAAAUUGAAUUUCAACGCGAUGGAUUACCUCAUUUACAUGCAUUAUUAUGGGUUGAAAAUCCUUCUUCUAUUGAUACAGCUGAAGGACGUCAAGCAAUAAUCGACUUUGUUGAUAAAUUUCUUACUACUGAAUUACCUGCUCCAGAUACCAAUCCAGAUCUUUGUAAGUUAGUUCGAAAGCAUCAAUGGCAUACACAUACAUUUACCUGUAGUAAAAAUAAACCAAUUGUUCGAAUUCGUAGAGGAAAAAAACAAUUAAUACCUGAAGUAAAAGACCAAGACGGAGAUAAUUUACAUGAUACAAAUCCUGUUAACCGAAAUAAUGAAGAUGAAAUAUAUGAAAAAGUAGAUGCAGAGAAUGAUUUUGAUUUGAUUCAAACAAAUAUUGAAAGACGAGAAUUUUUUGAACGAGCUCGAUGUCGAUUUGGCAAGCCGGAUCUAUUAGCUGAGAAGACACAUUUUCGUACUUACAAUCAGGCUAGAAUAUUGACACGUGGUGAUCGUGAUAUUAUCAUGAAAAGAACAACACAAGAAUCACGCCGAAUUGUACCAUAUAAUAUGAAUUUACUGAAAACAUUUAGAUGUAAUCAUGAUAUUCAAAUCAUAACUGAUCCUUGGGCAGCAGCUGAGUAUCUGUUUUCUUAUGUUAGCAAAGAGGCACAUAUGGAAAAAGAUCUCGUCCAUAAACUAGCUGGAUGUACAUGUUCAAGUGUUGAAGAAGCAAAAAAAGUUUUAUUAAAAGCAGGAAAUGCCGUUUUAUCACACAGACAGGUUGGAAAAAUCGAAGCUGCUUGGUUAAUCUUAGGGAUUCCAUUGUAUCGAUGCUCAAUGUCUACUAUUCACUUAUACAUAUCUUUGCCGUGCAAUGAAGAUCGUAUAUUAAAAAACGUAAAUGUAAAUGUCGAUUCUAUUAGUGAAGAUGAUUUUUUUACUACAAUCAUUCAUCGAUAUUCACAACGACCUUUAACACCUGAAGUUAUAAAUGAUUUGACUUUGUUUGAGUUUGCUGUUUGGUUUACAAUCGAUACUAUUAACUUUUCACAACAGCACUUAGAAAACGAUACUUUAUCAGUUAAUCCAUUAUGGCGAACCAAAUAUGAUCAAGCACCGCUAUUGAAAACAUCAAGAAUACUUCCACAACCAGAGAUAAAUGAACUGCAUCAAAUACUGUUAAAACAUCAAAUACAGAUUUAUGAUCGUAUUUUAACAUUACCCGAAACGUAUCGCAUUCAACUAAAAAAUCUCUUAAACCAUUUAAUAAAUAUUGAUAAAGAAAAGUAUAAAAUUAAUCCUCGUGAAUCUUAUAUAUUUACAAAUCCAAUAAAUGAAGAAGACGAUACAAUAUCUAAAAGGUCAGAAUCUAUUAAUGUUGAAGGAUCAGUAAUUCAUAAUGAAGAUAAAUUUAUUACAAAUGUCAACAAUAACACAUGUUUAACGUCUCAAGUAUCAAUAGACUUACGAAAUACUGCAAAUCCUCAGCAGAAAUAUCUUAUUGAUUUUAUUCAAAUCUAUCUUAAUCACUUACUAAGUAACUCUAGACGUCCAACACAUGUAACAAAACCUAGACCAUUUCAUAUAGUUGUAAAUGGUUUGGCAGGAUCUGGAAAAUCGUAUGUUAUUUCUAUAAUUGAAAAUAUGCUAAAGGAAUAUUGUAUUGCUGAAUCCGCUAUAAUUUCACGCCUUCGAAAAAAAUUUGGUUUACUUAAAAUGGCUCAUACAGGAAAAGCUGCAUUAAAUAUUUGUGGAUCUACUAUACAUACCGCUCUUGAAAUCUGUCCCGAUGGAAGUUCAGCACCUAACAAACUGAACUCUUUUAAAGUUCAUACGUUAAGAAAUAGAUUCAAUGGAUUAUUAUUAAUUAUCAUCGACGAGAUAUCACUUGUUUCACAUGCAUUGUUUCAAAAAAUUAAUAAGCGUCUUAAUGAAAUAUUCCGUACAUCAGACAAAUGUGAUGUAUAUUUUGGUGGUAUACCAAUGAUCGUAUUUGGAGAUAUGGCUCAAAUUGAACCAGUUGCAGCUAAACAAGUAUUUUAUCGACCAUUAGGAGAAUUUUUUUCACUGUGGCAUGAUUUAUUUCGACCUAUAAACUUUGAUAUCAAUAUGAGACAAGGGGAUGAUCGUGUAUUUUUUAAUUGUUUGUGUCGAAUGAGAAUAGCUACAAAACACUUGACAAGUAUAAGUCAACAAGAUAAUCCUCAAGAAUACAAAGAUCACUUAAAAGAGUUAAAUUCAGCAACUUUUGAAGAUGCUAUUCACGCUUAUGGACUCCGAAAAUCGACGAAUUUAAGAAACAUAGAAAAAUUGAAACAGCAUGCCUCUAAUACAAAAAACCCUAUAUAUAUGAUUAAUGCUGUCGAUAAAGUAUCUAUGAUUAAUACACCAUUUUAUAAAUCUAGUAAAGUAAGUCAUAAAGCAUGUAAAAUUAACCUAAAACCGUCGAGUGAUGAAAAUAAAUGUGGUUCACUAUACCAACGUUUACCUAUUUGUAUUGGUGCACGUGUUAUUAUAAGGCGAAAUAUUGAUCAAGAUAACUAUGUUGUUAAUGGAACCGACGCUGUCGUGAAAGAGAUCGUUUGGGAAGAUUCUACAGACUUCCUUUUACCACCAACAACAAAAGACGAUAUAUUUUCUGCUUUGUCAAAUGGUAUCAAUACAAAAGUACCAAAAUACGUAGAACUAACACUAUCAACUGGACAAACAUAUAAAUUAGAGCCACAAGAAACGCGUUUCAAUGAUAUGAACACCAUAAGCAUGUCUCGUUUACAACUACCACUUGCUCUCGGUUACACUAUAACAAUACAUCGAACUCAAUGUAUGACAUAUCCGAAGUUAGUUAUCGAUCUUGGUGAUAGAUAUUGGAAACCUGGCAUGUUUUACACUGUUCUUAGUAGAACACGUCAAAUAACAGAUAUUAUAAUAUUAGCAUAUGAUCCAAAAUCUUUUAAGGCAUAUAGUUUAAAAGAAAUUGAGCGUUUAAAGCGGAUUGAAGAAGAACAACCUAUUCAAAUCGAUGAUUACUUAUGCGAAAAUAAUGACAUUACCACUUCAAAAACUAUUUAUGCAUCCAAUUUGACUGAUGUAAAAGAAUCGAAUAGAGAACUAGAAGGAAAAUUAGAAUAUCCUACUAAACGUUUUAAAACUGCAAAUAAUAUGAAUGUUGAUAAUGAGUACAAUCAUGUUGAUGAUAUCAUUACUCCUGAAGAUGCAAUUAUUUGCGAAAGACAACAAGAUCUUUUUUGUGGUCGUCAUGCUCUUAGAGCUCUCUUACAAGAUACAGAAAUUUUUGAUGAUAUAUAUUUAACUGGCUUAGCAGAAGAAUUAGCAAAACAAGAACUGCAAGUUCGUGAUCGUUUAUCAACAUUUGAAAAUUUUUAUUCAACUAAUAGUGAAGGCUAUUAUCAUAUCCAAGUAAUUCAAAACGCACUUGAGCACCAAUUUAACAUUGAACUUGUACAAAUAAAUACUCUAAGUAAAGACUCCUGUUCACAUCGUAAUAUAAUUAUAAGUCAUAUUCAUGAUGUACAAGCUUUGUUUAUACACCAGAAUGAUCAUUAUUUCUGUCUUCGACGAUUUAAUGGGAGCCUUGAUUAUUAUUUUAUUAUUGAUUCUCUAAGACCUAAGAAGCAUCAAACUAUACACCGAAAUCGUAUUCAUGAUUAUAUCAAGUAUCUCGAUGAGCAUGAUAGUUCAAUAUAUGUACCUGUGUGUUCAAAUAUCUUUAAAAUGGAAAAUAUUCCACCCGAUUUAUUAUUUUCAAUGAUUCAUCCAUUAUCAACAUGUCCAGCCGACGAACUUGCUUUAAUACUCAAUCAUACUAGAAAUUUAUAUUUGAUUAAGAUUACAGCAACUGAUUGA